AUGGUGGCGGCCAUCGUUCUGUCGCUGUUCUUAGGGCUACUGGAAGCUUCGCGGGUGGACGCCAACAUCAACUAUCGCGACUUUGAAAAGGACCAAAUGCGAGCGUACGAUAUGCUGGCCGCCUACUACGUGCAGGAAGCAAACCGUGAGAAGUCGAAGGACAAAAAGCGUGAACUCUUCAUGAAGGCUACCCUCCUCUACACGACCGCCGACAAAAUCAUAAUGUACGAACAAAACCAUCUGCUGGGUCGGGCGUACUUUUGCUUGCUGGAGGGUGACAAAAUGGACCAAGCUGACGCGCAGUUUAACUUCGUGCUCAACCAGUCGCCGUCUAACAUUCCGUCGCUGCUCGGCAAGGCUUGUAUCGCUUUCAACAAGAAAGAUUACCGUGGUGCGCUCGCUUUCUACAAGAAGGCCCUUCGUACCAACCCAAACUGUCCGGCGGCGGUACGUUUGGGUAUGGGCCAUUGCUUUCUGAAGCUGAACAACCAGGAAAAGGCCAAGCUUGCGUUUCAACGCGCACUGGAUCUCGAGCCGCAGUGCGUUGGAGCGCUGGUGGGGCUGGCCAUUUUGAAGCUGAAUCUUCACGAGCCCGACUCGAACCGGAUGGGAGUGCAGAUGCUGUCCAAGGCGUACACCAUUGAUUCGUCGAAUCCGAUGGUGCUGAAUCAUCUGGCGAACCAUUUUUUCUUCAAAAAAGACUACCAGAAGGUGCAGCAUCUGGCGUUGCAUGCGUUCCACAACACGGAGAACGAAGCAAUGCGAGCGGAAAGCUGUUAUCAGUUGGCUCGGGCCUUUCAUGUGCAACACGACUACGAUCAGGCUUUUCAGUACUACUACCAAUCGACGCAAUUUGCGCCGGCCAAUUUCGUACUGCCACAUUUCGGCCUUGGCCAGAUGUACAUCUAUCGGGGCGAUUCUGAAAACGCCGCCCAGUGCUUCGAGAAAGUACUCAAAGCUCAACCAGGCAACUACGAAACGAUGAAGAUUCUUGGCUCGCUGUACGCCACAUCGUCCUCCCAGUCGAAGCGUGAUAUUGCCAAAACUCACCUUAAGAAGGUGACCGAUCAGCUGCCGGAAGAUGUCGAGGCGUGGAUUGAGUUGGCACAAAUUCUCGAGCAAAACGACCCCAAUGGUUCCCUGCAGGCGUACGGUACGGCGACGAGCAUUCUUACCGAGAAGGUAAACGCAGAUAUACCGCCCGAGAUCCUGAACAACGUGGCGGCGCUCAACUAUCGGCUUGGCUCUCUGGACGAGGCCAUGACCAAGCUGGAGCAAGCGAUUGAGUGUGCUAAAGCAGAAGCACAGCACGACGCUCAGUACUACGAUUCGAUCUCCGUUACGAUGACCUACAAUCUGGCCCGGCUCUACGAAGCGAUGGCUGUGUUCGAUAAGGCGGACAAGCUGUACAAAGACAUUCUGAAGGAGCACCCGAACUACAUCGACUGCUAUCUUCGGCUCGGGUGCAUGGCCCGUGACAAGGGUUUGAUUUUUGUGGCAUCCGAUUUCUUCAAGGACGCUUUGAAAAUUAACAUGGAAAAUCCGGACACACGCUCGUUGCUCGGCAAUCUGCAUCUGGCCAAGAUGCAGUGGACGCUCGGUCAGAAGAAUUUCGAAACGAUUCUCAAAAAUCCGGCCACUUCGAGUGAUGCUUAUUCACUGAUCGCCCUCGGUAACUUCUGGCUUCAGAGCCUGCACCAACCGAACCGCGACAAGGAGAAGGAGAAGAAACACCAAGAGAAAGCGCUGGCCAUCUACAAGCAGGUGCUGCGUAACGAUCCGAAGAACAUCUGGGCAGCUAACGGAAUCGGAGCGGUACUGGCCCACCGGGGCUGCAUCAUCGAGGCGCGUGAUAUUUUCGCACAAGUGCGUGAAGCAACGGCCGAUUUCUGCGACGUGUGGAUUAACAUUGCGCACAUCUACGUGGAGCAGAAGCAGUACGUUAGCGCCAUCCAGAUGUACGAGAACUGCCUGAAGAAGUUCUACCGUCAUAACAACGUCGAGGUGAUGCAGUAUUUGGCCCGGGCCUACUUUCGCGGUGGCCGGUUGAAGGAGGCAAAAAUGACACUGCUGAAGGCGCGACGUGUCGCCCCGCAGGACACGGUGCUUCUGUUUAACAUAGCACUGGUGUUGCAGCGACUGGCAACGUUCGUAUUGCGCGACGAAAAGUCGGUGUUGAGUGUUGUCCUGCAGGCGGUCCAUGAGUUGGGAUUGGCACACAAGUACUUCACCUACCUGGCGGUGCAUGGUGACAAGACUCGUUACAAUAUUGCGCUUGCCGAAGGUGAGGCAAACCAGUGCCAGGACCUGCUACAGCAGGCCCAGUACCACGUGUCGCGGGCACGCAAGAUCGACGAAGAGGAGCGAUUGCUGCGACAGAAGCAGGAACUGGAGCGGGAAGAAUUCAAGCGCCGCCAAGCGGACGAGAGGCGCCGAAUGGAGGAGAUGCGCCGGAAGGCACACGAGGAGAUGCUCCUGAAGCGGCAGGAGUACAAGGAGAAGACCAAGGGCGCACUGUUUUUCGCAGAACCACCGCCGGAAGUGAAGAAGAAGCCAGGCGGUGGCCGAGGGCGCAAGGAUUACAUUUCGGACUCGGACGUGAGUGGUGGCGAGGGUGCGAUGGGUGGAAGCGGUGGAGAGGAGCGCAGGCGAAAGGGUGAGAAGGGCGAGAAGAAGGGUCGCAAGUCUACGGGAGGCAAUCGUAAGCGGAAGGAGAAGGCACCGGGGAGUGAUUCGGAGAGCGAUGGAGAGGAUGAUGGCGGUAGAAAGCGCAGAAAGAAGGGCGCCGGAGCGGGGGCGAGCCAAAAGAAGCGGCAAAAGGCGGACGAAGGAUUGUCGCAGAAACAGAAGAGCCGCAUUAUUUCCAAGGCCACCGUCUCGACGAGCGAAUCCGAUAGCGAUCAUAGUCGGUUGAAGAUUGCGAGCGGCGAGGAAUCGGGUGGUGCCGAGUCCGGUGGUGACGGUGGCCAGGGCAAGAAGCGUAAGCGUCGCAUCGCUUCGGAUGACGAGGGUUCCAGUGGAUCGGGCGGCCGCCGUUCACGUUCCAAGUCACGCUCGGGAUCAAGAUCACGGUCAAGAUCGGGUGGCAGUCGUAGCCGGUCGCGAUCGGGAAGUGGUUCUAGAUCGCGCAGCCGGUCGAAGUCUGGCAGCCGUGGACGUAGCGGAAGUCGUCAUAGUGGAAGCCGCAGCCGUAGCGGAAGUCGUCACAGUGGAAGCCGCAGCCGCAGCGGAAGUCGUCAUAGUGGAAGCCGCAGCCGCAGCCGCAGCGGAAGUCGCCAUAGUGGAAGCCGUAGUCGUAGCGGAAGUCGCCCUCGUGGAGGAUCCCGCUCCAGAUCGCGGUCCGGAUCUCGAUCGAGAUCUCGAUCGGGAUCGGGUAGCCGGCAAGCAUCGCCGAUAUCCCGUAAAUCGGUGUCUGGCUCGGAGUCGGAGUGAGUUUCAGGGAGUUGAGUUUGAGCUUAGGGCACCACAUGUGUCCUUUCUAGGUUAGCAUAAGUUACGGAUCGGUUCUUGCUAACGAAUCGAUGAAUGACCUGAAGGAAUUAUUUCGAUUGUUCGAACGGCAUGAGAAAUGGUGGUCUCUUGCCAGGAUUUAAGAAUCGCCGCUUCAAUAGCGUUUGGUUACUUUAUUUUUUUUCUCGUGAAUUUCAUUUUGAAGAUUGAAAUAAAAAGUUUCCUAAA
Molecule: messenger RNA, 3678 nt
Organism: Anopheles cruzii
Lineage: Eukaryota; Metazoa; Arthropoda; Insecta; Diptera; Culicidae
Gene: Ctr9
Product: RNA polymerase-associated protein CTR9 homolog
Exons: 3
Coding region: 1-3432 (1143 amino acids)
Biological process (GO): regulation of DNA-templated transcription
Cellular component (GO): Cdc73/Paf1 complex
Molecular function (GO): RNA polymerase II complex binding
Source: RefSeq, a predicted model, not a curated record